This is a messenger RNA of Oryza brachyantha (malo sina), 1556 nucleotides long. RefSeq names its product D-inositol 3-phosphate glycosyltransferase. The record is from RefSeq and is a predicted model, not a curated record. NCBI's taxonomy places the organism in Eukaryota, Viridiplantae, Streptophyta, Magnoliopsida, Poales, Poaceae. Gene Ontology annotation, molecular function: glycosyltransferase activity. The transcript has a single exon. Bases 1 to 1512 code for a protein of 503 amino acids.
AUGGCACUGAUCAGCUCGCUGCAGAGGCCAAGGAAGCCGAGGUGCCCUUCCCACCCAAUGCUUUCCCUCUCUCCCUCCCUCGUCUGCCUCCUCGUCCUCGUCCCUUUCCUCUCCCUGCUGCUCCUCCACCGCUCCGCGUUCCCGUCGUCAUGUUCUCCGCUCCUCGCCCACCUGACUUCGUCAUCCUCCUCGCGCUCCUCGGCGAGCGGCUUCGCCGGCGGCGACCUGCGUGAGAUCGAGUUCUCGUGGAACCACCUGCCGUUCAGGAAUUCCAGGCCACCGCCGGCGAGGCUCAAGAUCGCCGUGUUCUCGCGGAAGUGGCCCGUGGCCUCGGCACCCGGAGGCAUGGAGCGGCACGCGCACACGCUGCACACGGCGCUGGCGGCGCGGGGGCACCGUGUCCACGUGUUCACCUCCCCGCCGCCGCACACCGAGGCCGCGCCACGGCGCUCCCCCGACGGGCCGCAGCUCCACUUCCUCGACGGCGAUCCCGGGGUGUGGCGCUGCGACGAGGCGUGGAAGCUGUACGAGGCCGAGGCCGAGAACGACCCGUUCGACGUCAUACACUCGGAGAGCGUGGCCUUGUUCCACCGCUGGGCGCGCGGCGUGCCCAACCUGGUCGUGUCGUGGCACGGCAUCUCCCUGGAGGCUCUGCACUCGGGGAUAUACCAGGACCUCGCCCGCAGCGACGACGAGCACAUGUCGCCGGCGUUCAACCACAGCCUGGGACAGUCGGUGUACCGGGUGCUGUCCGAGGUGCGCUUCUUCCGGAGCUACGCGCACCACGUGGCCAUCAGCGACGCCACGGGGGAGAUGCUGCGCGACGUGUACCAGAUCCCCAGUCGCCGCGUGCACGUCAUCCUCAACGGAGUGGACGAGGCGCAGUUCGAGCCGGACGCCGCGCUGGGCCACGCCUUCCGGGAGGACCUCGGGCUGCCCAAGGCCGCUGACCUGGUGCUCGGUGUCUCCGGCCGGCUGGUCAAGGACAAGGGCCACCCGCUGCUGUACGAGGCCUUCUCCAAGCUCGUGCUGCGCCACCCCAACGUGUACCUCCUCGUUGCCGGCAAGGGGCCGUGGGAGCAGCGCUACAUGGACCUUGGCCGCAACGCCAAGGUGCUCGGCGCCGUGCCGCCGGAGAAGCUCAAGGCGUUCUACAACGCGCUGGACGUGUUCGUGGACCCGACGCUGCGGCCGCAGGGCCUGGACCUGACGCUCAUGGAGGCCAUGCAGUGCGGCAAGCCGGUGCUCGCCACACGGUUCCCUAGCAUCAAGGGCAGCAUCGUCGUCGACGACGAGUUCGGCUACAUGUUCGCGCCCAACGUGGAGUCGCUGCUCGAGAAGCUGGAGGCCGUGGUGCAAGAGGGCGCCCGCCGCGCCGCGCAGCGCGGCCGCGCCUGCCGCGACUACGCCAAGAACAUGUUCGCCGCCACCAAGAUGGCGCUCGCGUACGAGAGGCUCUUCCUCUGUGUCAAGAACGACAGUUUCUGUGGCUACCCAGCUGAGUUCGAUUAGCUCGUUUUGAUCCGCUUACCAUGUGUUUAUUUCAUUCAAUACUA